Messenger RNA from Photinus pyralis (common eastern firefly), 4185 nucleotides. RefSeq lists its product as uncharacterized. The coding region runs from base 292 to 2073 and encodes 593 amino acids. NCBI's taxonomy places the organism in Eukaryota, Metazoa, Arthropoda, Insecta, Coleoptera, Lampyridae. The record is from RefSeq and is a predicted model, not a curated record. Gene Ontology annotation, biological process: regulation of transcription by RNA polymerase II. The transcript is spliced from 3 exons. Gene Ontology annotation, molecular function: DNA binding; protein binding. Gene Ontology annotation, cellular component: nucleus.
UUUGAUGAAAUGUUCUGCGUAAAAAAGUGCGCCGGAGUGCGUGCAUUUAGUCAUCGAUAGCAUUCAGUCGCAUUCAGUUCGCCUGCAACUAAGUAAUCUGGCGGCCCUAAAUUUUUUUUCGUAAAUUUAAAUUUAUGCAACAGUUGUCAAUUUUUUGGAAAAAAUUCGUCCCGUUUCGUUUUGUUAUUGUGCUAAUGUAUAUUUUAUUAAACACGAACUUUUGUGACACAUCUUCGUUGUCGACCUGUUGCAAUUGUUGACCGCCAAAGAGGCACAUCGAAAUUUUACAAAAUGGGGAGCACGGCGCAGCAAUAUUGUUUGAGGUGGAAUAAUCACCGUUCGAAUUUGCUAACAGUAUUUGAUGAACUGCUACAAAACGAGGCCUUUACCGAUGUAACGCUCGCCUGUGAUGGAGGAAGUCCCAUAAAGUGCCAUAAAAUUGUUCUAGCAGCAUGCUCCCCGUAUUUUCAAAGCUUAUUCGCAAGCCUGUCGUGCAAACACCCCGUUGUAGUGUUAAAAGACGUGAAAUAUGGAGAGAUAAAGGCCAUUUUAGAAUAUAUGUAUCGUGGCGAAGUAAAUGUUGCUCAAGAUCAACUAGCCGCGUUGCUCAAAAUUGCCGAAGCGCUUAAAGUUAAGGGUUUAGUUGAAGAAAGUCGAGGAACUGAUCAUCCCGCUUUACAUCCAAGAGAUGAUGAACCGAUGCCUCAACAUUCACCCCUCAACAUUACGACUUCUACGCCCAGCAUUCAACCUUCCCAUGGCAGUAACAGCAAUAGCUCACCUCCACACUCAACCAGCGGUAUGUCUUACAAUAAAAACCCAUACAAUAUGUAUGGGAAAUCCCCUAACGUCGAAAGAAAUUCUCGAAUGAAUUUGCCCAUGUGGGCAGUGCCGGGUUUACCAAUGCCUCAUCACCCAUCGCCCGUGCCUCCUCAAAACCACCCGCAUCCCGCAGCAACAGCUGCAGCAGCUAUGCUUAGCAGUUGUUACGAAGCAGCUAAUUCUGAUUUAUCGCCAUUGAAAAGGAAAAAACUUUCUAGUUUAUUGAUGAAUAGAGAUACUCCAAUUCUUAGGACGGUUCUUGGUCAAGGUCAAGCCGAUUCCUCGCAACCUGUCAGUUUAGUUUGCCACACUGACAAUAACGAAAAUAUACAUUCUAAUUCAGUUGAUCAUGAUAAGCAUAUGAAAAACGAACCGUUGGAGGAUGCGCAAUCCCCCUAUACGGAUCUUACGAUUAUGGAGGAUGAAGAAAAGUCAAAACUAGCAAUUCCCUCCUCUUCUCCUCAAUCGUACCCAAGUGAUAUGCGAAGCGUGGCGUCUAGUAUAGCGACGUACGUUCCGUCCCAAAAACCAGAAUGGAAGCGUUACAAGCAGUACACUCGAAACGAUAUUAUGUCUGCGAUCGACGCAGUGCGUAACGGAAUGAGUGCCUUGCAAGCGGCUCGAAAAUACGGAGUACCAUCGCGCACACUCUACGACAAAGUGAAAAAGCUCGGUAUAACCACGAGUCGCCCAUUUAAACGAGGUUCCAACGGCAGUAACGCGUGCUUCCCGUAUGGUUUAAGCGGCACAAGUUCCCCGUACGGCGGUCAUUUAUCCGAAAGCGACGAUCCAGGUUUGAACAACCAUUCCGCUCUGUUGGAAGCUAGCAAUUUUUUACAACACGCGUUGGACGGUAGAGGAAGCGACGAAAGAGAAGCGCUAGCGGCCAUGGCCGCAGCGGCAGUCGCGCACGCCGCCGUAACUGGUCACUCUACCAGCCCACCUAACCAAGGCAUUCCGCGAAGUCCCAGCCCCUCUUGUAUGAUGAAAUAUAUGCACCACAACAGUAUGACCCCAUCGCCUGCUCCGGGCAGUGAACACCACCAUAGUGAAACAAAUGGCAGUUCUGAACGAGAAAGAGACGACGACGAAGAUCAGGUCGAAGAUUUAUCGGUCGGCAGAAAGCAAGAGUCGAGAGUUAUAAUGCCCCCUAUGAAUCAAGUGUCUACGAUUAUGAAGAAAGAGGAAAUGUUAAAAGAUGUAUUAAGGGAAGAAACCCGGCGAGAGGUAAGUGUAGAAGAGGCCGAAUAGCCUUAACUAAAACUGCCAAUAUAGUUUUAAACCAGUGUUAAGUUUCUUCAUAUAUAUUUUAUGUAUUUGCCGGAUUUCUGACUUGAGUUCAGUGCAAUAUGUAUUGUCUGUGGUUACUCCACCCGUACUCACUUAGAUUAGUGUAGAAUAGAUGUCUCAGAGUGCCUGUUUGUUUUACAUAAGCACAGGGACCAGCUCACGUUUGCUACAAGUUCCUCGCAACGGAAUGUAACUCAUAAGACUGAUAGGUUUACGUUUCACUAUGUAAUGAGACUGAUUUAUGUUGCGGAGCAAGCGUAGGUCUAGGUGUUGCAUACAUUAACCGGUGUUUGUUGAUCUUUAAAUAAUCUUUAAAGAAAGAUGUAAAUAGUUCUUGUUAUUUUUGCUGGGGGGCAUUAAGCCUGCUUUCUAGAGGUGCUGAUUCUUAAACAUAACAUGUACUUUUUAAAACACAGAUCUAAAUUAAAUAUAGGUCACCAUUUUAUCACCAAAAAUCUAUUUAGUUUAUGUCUGUGAGAUGUUUCGCUAAAGCAAUUAAAGUGCAAAUGUUGUGGUCUACUGAAAAUACAACGGGAAAAUGAAGAUAAACUAGGUAUAUCUAUCACUGCCAUCCAGUUCAGUGCAAUAGUUAGCCUCGUUCAUCUUAUUCCAUGGUGCAAAUUCGUUUCGUUAACUUGGUAGAUCAUAUUCAAUAUGAAUACGUUGUAAAUAGUUUCUGCUGCUGGUAAAGGACCAUCAUAUAUUUUAAUUGAAACCAGCCCUCGUUAAUAAUUUUGUUUUAAUUUCAAAUUGUGAUUAUCUCUUGUUUAACAGAUUCUUUUAGUUGGUUUGGGGUUAUCUAGAAAUGUGUAUCUCAUUCAGAUAGGUUUGUAUAGUAUGUAGGUUAGCAGUUUAGGUGCGAAGGUAAAGGCAACAUUUUGCAUAAUAUAGUAUUGUUAAUACAUUUUAAAUUAUAUACUGAUAGAGUAUUUGAAGAGUCUUGUGUUGCACCUUUUGCAACAUUUUAUUAGCACAUUAAAGGUAUGUUUGACAGUGGUAGUUGCACGAUGCCAUAGAUCGGUCUGAUGACCUAUUCAUUUCGUUCCAUAGCUGUGAUUUUCUAGACUGAUACACCUAAAUACUUACAGAUUUUUCACAUAUCCAUGUAUAACAUAAUGAAUAGACUGACAGGGGUCUAGUCACUGUACACAUAAACUGUUCAUGACAGCUUAUAAUAUUAAAAAAAGUAAGUGCAAUGCCUAUUGUACAUCACCUACGUUCAUAUUAUUAAUUAUACAUUGGAAGACUGAUAAUUAUAUUGUUUAUUGUUAAGUUUGUUGAUUCUACUAAAUAGACAGGCGAUACCUUGGUGGACCAAUUUUACCAGAAAGUUUUUAAUGCAUCAAAAUUUCACAUGAUGUGCCUUUUUGAAUAAUAAAUCAAACAAAAUUACAUUCCAUUAGUAGUAUCUUUUUUGAAAGAAGACAAAAGCGCUAUUGCCACAGUCGUUUGUUUUAGAUAUCACGUUUGCUCACUGUGUUCACCAAAUUACUUUCAAAUGUUAGAUGUUUGUUAGUUCGCUGUAUAAAGAAUAGAGACAUAUGCCAGAGGAUUGGUUCGUUUAAUUCGUAUAACCAAAGUUGUGUCACUAUUUACGUUUUUAUUCUCGCAAUAUUUUUUUAAUUCGCUAUAGAUAAUUUAUAAAGCCAUUUUUAUUUAAGACUGAUUAUAAUUUGUUAUCCAAAGUAUUUAAGGCCAUAUUUUAAGAUUUAUAUUAUUGUACUUGGUAUCACAUCCUACUAUAAACAGAUCUCUUACAUUAACUUACAGAAGCCACUUGCUUUACUUAACUACCUCAAAUAUACAAUUUAUUUACAUUUGUAGUGUACAUAACAGAUUUUUAUAUAUACUAAAAGUUUUAUAACGUAAAUUGUGUGAAACCUGCACUAUUAGGCGUGCUACGUUUCAUGCAGUUUUUAUUUUCAUACAUAAAUUCAGCUGUUGAAAUAUUUCUUUCUAUAGCUAUAAAAUAUUCUUUUAUGUAAUGUUAGUAAUAAUGAUGAUAGUUGUAUAUCGCACUGCACGUAUGUAUUGCAUUAUUAAAUAAAUAUUAAAUAUAUAUUAUACAUUGUG